AUGGCGUCUAUCUUUACUUACGAUCCUGACCCUCCAAGGGUCUCUUCUCCGUGGUCCACCUCUGGAUCCUCCACCCCACAGGUAGCUGGGACAGGGGGCCGCACAGUGACUCGGAAUCAUUCUGCUACCAAUCUGGAUCGCCCAGAUCCCAAUGUCUUAUCUGACUAUGGUAUUACGAAGCUAGAGCCGGAGCCGCAAGAAGGGCCAACUGAGUACAAGCUGCAUCUUCUUCUUCGAGCAAGGAGACUCUAUACAGCUAUGUCUACCGGUCAUCUCGUUGGCGGUUCCUAUCAUUCCCGCUUGCCUUUGUCUACCCCGGUUCCAACAUCUUCUAGUUCUGAAACAGCCUCGAAGCAGUUUCAAGUCCGAUCUACCCAGAGCCGUCAGCAACGAUUGCAACAAUUGACCACUCAACUUCUGUGGCGUUUACAGCAAUCUUCGCCUUUCCAUUCGUCUACUGUUGCCAAUCUUGUGCUCCCCGUUCUCCCAGAGGCAGUAUUGGAACCUGGAAUCCUUCAGAAACCGGCUCGCUUACUCCCUGGUCUUGAGGAGAGCCAGGGUGCUCUGUACGAGAUCGGGGUUGCCGACGAUGGCACGUUUGUCGGACUCACUCAUGACGAGCUGGAAGAAAGCCUGUUGAAUUUACAGGUGAUGGCAGGUAGCCUUGGUUGCAAGGUCGAAAUUCUUCGCCAGGUAAUUGUUGGAAACUGCGAAUGGACUGAGGACGCAUGUGCACCAAAUGCCGAAGUUGGCAAGGUCCAUGCAGAAGAUCUUUGGGUCGCCGAGGCUCUUGUGAGUCCGGACUGGGACUAUUACCGAAUUGAAUCGCCAAAGAAUGGCUCCUACGAGGGCAACUCACCGUCACUGGUGGCCAGGCAAGGAGGGCUGGAGGGCGAUCACUCCAAAACGGAGCAAUUACGCAUUUCCAUCACUGGCCCAACUACAGCUGGAAAAUCGUCACUUCUGGGUACACUGACCUCAUCCAUCCUCGACAAUGGAAGAGGUACCAGCAGACUUGGUCUUCUCAAGCAUCGGCACGAAAUUUCUUCCGGUAUCACUAGCUCAGUUGCGCAUGAGCUGAUAGGGUACGCCGCCAAUGAACAGUCCGAGGACACCCUCGAUGUAGUCAAUUAUUCAUCGGGCAAUGUUGCAGCGUGGGAUGAUGUACAUGCAGCCUCAGCACAGGGACGUCUAGCAUUCGUCUCUGACCUCCCGGGGUCGGUUCGUUAUCUGAAGUCUACACUUCGGGGCCUGAUCAGCUGGGCUCCGCACUAUGUAUUGCUGUGUAUUCCGGCCAAUUGUGACGAUGAGGCCACAAAGGAGCCUCAACCCGACCCCGGGGAGCAAACCACCGAUGUCAACUUGGCAUUGUCUCACCUCGACCUCUGCAAUAAGUUAGAGAUCCCUACAAUAGUGGUUAUCACGAAGAUGGACCUUGCAUCUCGCGCGAGCCUGAAACAAAAUCUUACGAAAGUUCUAUCGGCAUUGAAGCUUUCUGGCAAAAAGCCCGCCAUGCUGCCUGUGCAAUCUGGCAGAACUGAGGCAUCACUUGACCUGCAUCACGUCGGAACGAAGGAUAAUAUGGAAAUCAAGAAGCUGAUCGCUACAACAGAAAAUUGGUCUUCUACCGUUCCAAUAAUCCUUACAAGUGCUGUCGAUGGCUCAGGAAUAGGGAGGUUACAUGCUUUGCUGGGAAAUCUCCCAAUCCCCGCAAGACCAUCACUACGAACCAUUUCCCCGUCGAAGGCACUGCCACCGCCGGCACUUCCUACAAAUAUUUUCGAUGUAGACGAGGUAUUUGCCAUUCCUCCAUCGAAAGUCUACUCAAUGUCCGCGGAACAGUCUUCAAAGGAGAACCACGGUGUGGUUCUCUGUGGCUUAGUCCGCUACGGAUCAAUUUCAAUAGGUGACGAGUUGGUCAUCGGACCCCUUCUAGAUAACGCCCUACCGGAACAUGGAGGCAGGGCUCGUUCAGAGCGAUACUCAGACGCCCAGCCUCAGUCUGAACCCUUUCGGAGUAGGCCAUCAUCGGGAGACUUUUCUACUUCGUUUGUCCAAGGAUCAUUUCCGGGAAAGAUACCCUACCCAACUCAAGCGCACUGGCAACGUGUCCGAGUAGUCAGUGUUCGGAACCUCCGAUUGCCCGUCCGGAAGUUAGUCGAAGACCAAGUAGGCACAGUAGGCGUGGAGCCUGUUCCCAAUUCCCAAGACGAGCCGCCUCCUCGGCUUGGUAGGGUUCGGAAAGGAAUCAUCCUGGCCAGCUUUCCAGCACCACCUGCCAACUCCAUUCCCAAGUCACUAUUAUUCCACACGGGCUUUGUCGCUAGCUUUGACUCGAGUCAAUUCGCUUCAUCGCUAUCCCCACCACUGCUACUGGGAGGGAACGCGAUCGUAUACAUUGCCAACAUUCGGUCCACGGUUAAAGUGACUUGUAUGGCACUUGCGGACGAUAAAGUCGUCUCUUCGCCUCCGUCGCCAACAGAACCUGAGUUCUUCAGCUUUGAUAGCGAUGUUAAUGACCGCGAUAAAGGUAGCCAAUCCGAACUAAACUAUAUGAUCAGGUCGUCGGCCAAUUUGGAUGUUGGGGAUGUCAAGAUUACAUGUUGUUUCGUGACGUCGGUUGAAUGGGUCGAAGUUGGGUCUCGCAUACUUCUCAUGCCAGGGGCAUCGACUGCAUUCGUUUCUCCACAUGGCUCAGGCUCACCUUCCGGACUUGAGGGCUUUGUUGGUCGGGUUUGUGACGUGGUUUCCACCGCUGAUUCCAGUAAAUAA
Molecule: messenger RNA, 2772 nt
Organism: Aspergillus bombycis
Lineage: Eukaryota; Fungi; Ascomycota; Eurotiomycetes; Eurotiales; Aspergillaceae
Exons: 1
Coding region: 1-2772 (923 amino acids)
Biological process (GO): translational elongation
Molecular function (GO): GTPase activity; translation elongation factor activity; GTP binding
Source: RefSeq, a predicted model, not a curated record